CUGCCACUAGUGUGAGGAAGGGGGGAGAGCGCUUCUCCUGAGCUAGCUAACGGCCCACCUCCUCUCUAACCGAGCCCGCCCAUCAGUUAACCCCUUAACUCCCUGCAGCAGGAGGAGGAGGUACAGACACAGACAUUUUUCUUCCUCUGACAGAAGCGGAAUUAUAGUCAGUCAACUAUGGCUACAAGAUGGGGCAUCUGCUCUGCUGGCAAGAUAUGUAACGAUUUUGUGGUAUCUCUGCAGACGCUGCCAGCUGAGGAUCACCAGGUGGCUGCAGUGGCUGCCAGAGAUCUAAAUCGCGCCAAGGAAUUUGCCCAGAGCCAUCAUAUUCCUAAAGCUUAUGGAACAUAUGAAGGACUUGCCAAAGAUCCAGACAUUGAUGUAGUGUAUGUUGGGGCCAUCCAUCCUGCCCAUAGGGAUUUGGUUCUUCUGUUUUUUAACCAUGGAAAAAAUGUCUUAUGUGAAAAGCCUAUGGCCAUGAAUCUUACUGAAGUUAAGGAGAUGAUCUCAGAUGCAAGGAAACACUGUGUCUUCCUAAUGGAGGCUUUCUGGAGCCGCUUUUUUCCAGUCUACGAAGAGAUCCGUUCUCUGCUUGAUCAAAAAGUUAUUGGAGAGGUAAAGCUUGUCCGGGCCGAAUUUUGUGCAAAUUUGGUAGGAGUUCCCCGGGUUGUCAAACAAGAACUUGGCGGGGGAGCAGUUCUGGACAUUGGUUGUUACUGUAUUCAGUUUGCCUCAAUGGUAUUUAAUGGAGAAAAACCAGAGUCUGUAACUGCAAAAGGAUUUCUGCACGAUACCGGUGUUGUUGAGACGGUGACUAUUAUUUUGCAAUAUUCUGGGAAACGCCAGGCUGUUCUCACCUGUUCUUUGGUGACUGAAAUGCCAAAUCAAGCUUUUAUCUCUGGUACCAAAGGAAUCAUUCAGAUUCCUUCAUAUAUGUGGUCUCCAACUUCCCUCAUAGUUAAUGGAAAGGAAACAAAAUAUCCUCUUCCUCCAACUAAAAAACACCUGUACUUCAGUAAUAGCACAGGACUGAGCUAUGAAGCAGAACAUGUGCGUCAAUGUCUACAGAAAGGAUUGAAAGAAAGCCCAAUCAUGAGUUUAACGGAGAGUGAACUCUUGGCCAGCAUCAUCGAAGAGGUCCAUAACCAGCUUCGUCUCUGAAAGAAUAAAUUACUUAACUAAGGUUUCUUCAUGACAUCAAUUAAUGUUUACUUUAGAAGACACUAUCUUUGCGUCAUUCAGCAAAUAAAAUGUUACUAAG
Hyla sarda is the source of this 1261-nucleotide messenger RNA. Its product is annotated as trans-1,2-dihydrobenzene-1,2-diol dehydrogenase-like. Gene Ontology annotation, molecular function: D-xylose 1-dehydrogenase (NADP+) activity; nucleotide binding. The record is from RefSeq and is a predicted model, not a curated record. Lineage: Eukaryota; Metazoa; Chordata; Amphibia; Anura; Hylidae. The transcript has 8 exons. Gene Ontology annotation, biological process: D-xylose catabolic process. The coding region runs from base 178 to 1161 and encodes 327 amino acids.